Messenger RNA from Aureobasidium namibiae CBS 147.97, 1764 nucleotides. RefSeq lists its product as uncharacterized. The record is from RefSeq and is a predicted model, not a curated record. Gene Ontology annotation, molecular function: DNA-binding transcription factor activity, RNA polymerase II-specific; zinc ion binding; transcription cis-regulatory region binding. NCBI's taxonomy places the organism in Eukaryota, Fungi, Ascomycota, Dothideomycetes, Dothideales, Saccotheciaceae. Gene Ontology annotation, cellular component: nucleus. The transcript is spliced from 2 exons. Bases 1 to 1764 code for a protein of 587 amino acids. Gene Ontology annotation, biological process: positive regulation of transcription by RNA polymerase II.
AUGGACGAUCAGAACCCCGAAGCUUCGGCUUCUGCAACAACGCCCUCCACAUCUGCAGCAGCAUCCACUACCACACGUGCAGCUCCUAACAAACGGUCUUGGAGCGGUUGUGCAAGAUGCAAGAAACGAAGACAGAAAUGCGAUGAAAACAGACCUGGCUGUGGCAGGUGUAAAGCAGCUGAUGCAGAAUGCGUAUAUGAAGUUAAGCUACGAUGGGGUGGCAGAGCAUUUAACCAAUCUAGAUUUGGAGCAUGCAUUUCUGAUGCUAAGGUGUCCAAGGAUAAGGUCAAGAAACUCGGAAGUGUGGAUAAAGGAUUUAUCUAUACGGUGAAUAGUUUCCAGGUGCAGCCUCAGCCUCCGAGUAUUACUGCAACACCUCCUCCUGCUAUAGAAGAGCCGUUACCAGUUGAGCAACCAUCGGAGGAUCUUAUACUGCAAGACUUGCCUAUCGAGAUAGAAGAUCCUCUGGCUCUAGUCCCGACAUCAUCUGCAGAUGGGUUGUUCCUGGAAGAUUACGAGAUCGACUUCUUCCCGUUAUUUACGCCAGUAGAUCCAUUCGUCAAUCUCGGAACCUUGGACCGAUCACUACUCGAUCACUUUAUCAAUGGUACUUCACAUGUCAUAUCCUGCCACUCCAAAGUCCAGGAAGAUGUAUGUCGAGUCAUCGUCCCUGCUGCACUACAAAGUCCAACUCUUUUCUACGCCACUGCUGCUCUCUCCGCCAUACACCACAAGUCACGGCUCGGCUUUGGCAGCGACACCCUAAGACAAGAUCCUCUAAUCUCUCGACUGCUGAGCAACAGUUUAUUCGGUCUCCAGAGCGAUCUACUAGAAAAGAAUGUCGACAAGAGCAGCGUACUGCUAGCAACCAUCAGAACACUCUUUCUGUGCGAAGUCCACGCCGGAGGCGAUCGACCCGGGACCUGGCGAGCCCACUUCGAAGGCGCAAAGGCACUGAUGCUCGAUAUAGAGUCGUGGGCAGGCUACUCUGCGAAGCAAAGAGACAGUACUCGAUACUUCCUCAAGCGCUGGUAUAACAUGACAGAGAGCUUCGUAGCACUCACAACCGAUGGCCUUGCCUCUGGCCACCUCGCAAGAUUCGGUCCUCGCACUUUAGAUGGCGAUGAAGAAGAAAAAGUCUACUUGGACGAAUACGCAGGUUUCUCCACCGACCUCACACCAAUAUUCCGCGAGAUUGGUGCUGCGGCAUGGGAACGUCGCAACGAUGUUCAACCCACCAUCCUCGAAGAAGGCGAUUUAGACGAGGAAGCAGCAUCAUUAGCAACCUGUAUCUGGGCACGCCUCGAUGAGCAAAAAACACAACCUCCAAAGUUCAGACCCGGAGUUGAGGAACAAUUGACCGCGCGCCAAAAAGCAGAUUUCUUGUCUUGCAAUCAGAUAUGGCAUCAUAUGGCGCUCAUCUACAUUUACCGACGUAUCUCUUCUCACGCCGCUAAUUCGCCUCCAGUGCAGAGUUCUGUCAAGACGAUACUUGCAUGUAUCGAAAGUCUUACUGCUACAGCUGGGCUUACACCACUGGUGGUCAUGACAACACCGUUGUUUGCUGCUGGCUGUGAAGCCCAAGGCGAUGAUCGCGAUAGAGUGAGAGUGCUGCUGAGAAAUAUGUUUGAUCUCUUGCAUAUCCCUAAUAUCCACCGUUCCUUGGAAGUACUCGAGAGUUUCUGGGCCAGCACUGAGAGAGGAGAGACUCAGGACUGGGAUAGCUUCAUGCAUGCUCAGCAUUGGGACUUUUUGCCGUACUGA